Messenger RNA from Eublepharis macularius, 3340 nucleotides. It is a transcript of the gene RBM24, whose product is annotated as RNA binding motif protein 24. Bases 309 to 998 code for a protein of 229 amino acids. Gene Ontology annotation, cellular component: cytosol. The record is from RefSeq and is a predicted model, not a curated record. Gene Ontology annotation, molecular function: mRNA 3'-UTR binding. NCBI's taxonomy places the organism in Eukaryota, Metazoa, Chordata, Lepidosauria, Squamata, Eublepharidae. The transcript has 4 exons.
UUUAGAGGAGAGCCGGAGCCGCGGACAAGGGACUGAGUCUCCUGCGGCCGGGCCCGCCGCUUUCCCUUCGCAGCCGCCCUUUCCUUCUCUUGGUAUCUACCUCAGGGCGCUUCGCGCGGCUUGUCUCGGCGAGGGCAAGAGCAGGUCCGGGAGCGACGCAAACCGUCGAGAGCGAAGGGGCUGUGCGGCGAGAGGAACUCUUGGGGAGCGCGGGAGAAGUUGGCGGAGACGCGCGUCCAGCUCGCCGCCGAGUGGGUUUGCUUCGUGCGGGGUUCGCUGCGGGAGGGCUUAGAGGCAUCUUGUGGAAGAUGCACACGACCCAGAAGGAUACCACUUACACCAAGAUCUUUGUCGGGGGGCUGCCCUACCACACCACCGACUCCAGUCUGCGCAAGUACUUCGAGGUGUUCGGGGAGAUCGAGGAAGCCGUGGUCAUCACCGACAGGCAGACGGGCAAAUCCAGGGGAUACGGAUUUGUGACCAUGGCCGACCGAGCUGCUGCUGAAAGGGCUUGCAAGGAUCCUAAUCCAAUCAUAGACGGCAGAAAGGCUAAUGUGAACCUAGCAUACCUAGGAGCAAAACCGAGAAUAAUGCAGCCAGGUUUUGCCUUUGGUGUUCAGCAGCUCCAUCCAGCAUUAAUACAGAGGCCUUUUGGGAUCCCUGCUCACUAUGUCUAUCCUCAGGCUUUUGUGCAACCAGGAGUGGUAAUUCCACAUGUCCAGCCCACCGCAGCUGCCGCUUCCACUACACCUUACCUUGACUACACUGGAGCAGCCUAUGCUCAGUAUUCAGCUGCCGCAGCAGCGGCGGCAGCAGCAGCCUACGACCAGUAUCCCUAUGCAGCAUCCCCAGCUGCCGCAGGCUAUGUCACUGCUGGGGGUUAUGGCUAUGCAGUCCAGCAACCAAUCACUGCAGCAGCACCUGGGACAGCUGCAGCAGCUGCUGCCGCCUUUGGCCAAUACCAACCUCAACAGCUGCAAACAGAUCGUAUGCAAUAACGGAUGGACUUGCGAAGAAAGUUUUCUCUCUCUUUUAAUUCUUCCUAUAUUUACCUUCCAGCCUUCCAAUAGAAAUAGUUUUGAAAAAGCAAUUAACCUUAACUAAUCCAGCUUUAAGGAAAGUUACAAUGCAAUAGGGUAUUACAGAAAAAAGAAAAAGAAAAAUCCAUUGUCUCUGCACAGUAUGCAUCCAUACCAUGGGUAGUAUUAUAAGGUGGGUAUUGUUAACAGUUUCAAGUAUCAGUCAGGGGGCAUCAUCCUAUCAUGAAAGGAUGGCAGAAGUUAACAAUAGAAGCUUGCAUUUUCAAAAGAAAAAGGAAAAAAAAGUAAAAGAUGCGUUUUUAUAAUAUCAGGGAAAAAAUAUCCAGGUGAGCAAUAUGUAGCCUGUAUCAAGUUGAAGAUGACUAUUAUUUAAAUGUUGAAAGCACUGACUGUCCUCACAGCUUUUCACUAUGGCCUACAGAACUUUGUUUGAGUAAAUAUUUCAAAAAGUUUUCUUAGGAUCUCAUUAUGGGCAUCGAACAAACUAAGGAACGUGGCCUUUUGGGAAAAGGGUGGACAGGCACCAAAGUUAUUUUCUCAUCUGUCCUCUGUAUGAAUGGGACUAUGGAGCAAGUGGUGUGGAAUUAAUGGGCGCAACAGCUGUACAGACAAUCAGUAACACAGACUGUUCUGGAAAAGAACACAUCGCUUGUGCUCGUUUGAUGAGCUUGUCACAUUCUAAUCCCCUCUCCCCCAUCCUGUUUCACUUUUAGGAAACUUUGACUGCUAGUGUCAGCUAUUCUGAUUCUGACAUAGGAUCAGCUCUUUACUACAACAGCCUCCUCUUUUUAUUUAUUGUAUCUAUUCAUGGCUUGAGAAUAAAGGCAGGAAGAAAUUUGCUGAUUUAAAACCUUUUAAGAACUGUGUUAAGGGAUUGGGGGGAUGAUUUAUAUGCAAUUUAUUACCUAUUUAAAAUAUUUAUUAGCGAAAUGCAAGUUUUUCACGAGACAACCUGUUGAGAUUGCAGUUCUUCAAGGAUUAAUGCUAUUAUUGUGCCUUAAAUGUAAUGCUAUUUAAAAUAUAUAUAUUUAUUUUGAAACUUGUACAAUGCUGCACUCUCAAGAAAACAACUUUAGAUGUGAAACUGUAAAAUUAUGUAUUCAUCUCAUAGUAUAAAUUAUUUAGUAGAUUUAGCUGUAGUAUAUAAAAUAUUAACCUAAUUGACUUAAAAUGAUGACAUAAGUUUUAUUCAAGUGAGUACACCUUUUGUAGGGGUAUUUUUAACACUUCUUUUAAAAAGGUUUUGAUCUUAAAAAUGCUAAUUUCAUGCUUCUCCUUCUCACCUUUGUCCUAAACCCAUUUACUUGGAAAAGUGCUAUUAAUUUUGGUGGAAUUUACUUCCCUGUAAGUGGGUAUUCCUUAAGGAUUGGGGUAUGAAGUUAGAAUACUCCACACAGUUGCUUAGGAGACAGGCCUUAUUGAUGCAUUCCUGGUGUGGAAUGAGGGGCGCUUCCAUACGGCCUGGUGACAGGCCUCACUAAUCACGUCUGCAGAUAGGAGCCACAAGAGCUGGAUGAAUGUGUAUCCAUGUAAUUCAUCCAGUCCAUAUGGUUCCCCUUUACAGACCUUACAGGAGCAACAUCAGUCUAGACUAUACAAAAACAGCUGCCAGGCCAUAACCCUAACAUGGAAUUGGGUUUAAGUUCUACUGAUCUUGCUUGGACUUGGUCCCAACUAGGUAUGCAGAAGGUUGGGUCUGAAGCCCCAGUCUUAAAUGCAUUAUAUGGAAACAGACUCCAUAAUUUAAUCCAUGUAAUACAUUUAGGCAUGAGAUAUCAGUGUUUUCUCUUUCAAAUCACAAAUGGGUAGUUUUCACUUUCAUCUCUAUCUAUAUCAACUAUUAUUCCUUUAGUAGGAAACGCUGCUUUUACAUUGUCCUGUGAAACUGCAAUAAGUUACAAUUUUUUGUUCUUGAGCUAAAAAUGGAAUUUAAUAUUUUAGACUGUAUUGGAAUCUUUUUAUACUUGAACAAUUUCAUACAAGGGAAGACAGGAUAGCAUUUUUAUGGACUUUAUCCAAUGUCACUGGAUUUAUUUUAAAUAUUUUGGAUACUAGCCAGUGUUAUAUAAGGCAGAUAACAUGACUUUCACAUGCAUGUUAUUUAUUAUGUAUAUUGCUUUAUAAUGUUUCAGAUCUUCUAAUCUAUACACUUGUAUUAAAAAUCCAUAAAAAUUACUGUUGAAUUCAGUCUGUUUACAGCUGUGCCAAAACCAGAUUCCUGCCUUAUUAGGAUAUGAACAUUAACUGAACAUUGUUUCAUACAGAUUAAAUCGGGCCAUGUUAACGCUGUUUCAUUUUAA